Molecule: messenger RNA, 1715 nt
Organism: Nanorana parkeri
Lineage: Eukaryota; Metazoa; Chordata; Amphibia; Anura; Dicroglossidae
Product: ephrin type-B receptor 2-like
Exons: 5
Biological process (GO): central nervous system projection neuron axonogenesis; protein phosphorylation; axon guidance
Cellular component (GO): membrane; neuron projection
Molecular function (GO): transmembrane-ephrin receptor activity; ATP binding; protein binding
Source: RefSeq, a predicted model, not a curated record
CCCUCCAUCGUCCGCCGUCGCCCUCCAUCGCCCUCCACAGGACGGAGCAGAAAGCGACAUGUCCGGGCAGAGAGGGGCCGAAGUGUUAGAGCCUGUGUCCGGUGAUGCUCGGCACUGCCUAGAACACACUCCCAAGGAGCACACCAUCUCCAAUCAAUGGCAGAGGAGGAACACCGAUUUACUGCUGGGGACCUUCCGGGGGUCACGGGAGAGCCGGCCGAGCGGGAAUAUGGCACCUCAGGUGUGUGGUGGGAUCUCCGGUGCCAGGAUUAUUCUACAGCAGGAAGCUGCGGGGGUCAUGGUGGCCAGUUGUGUGAAGGGUCAGAGCCGGUUAGUGGAGGUCAUGGUGGCCAGUUGUGUGAAGGGUCAGAGCCGGUUAGUGGAGGUCAUGGUGGCCAGUUGUGUGAAGGGUCAGAGCCGGUUAGUGGAGGUCAUGGUGGCCGGAUGUGUGAAGGGUCAGAGCCGGUUAGCGGAGUUCAUGGUGGCCAGUUGUGUGAAGGGUCACAGCCGGUUAGUGGAGGUCAUGGUGGCCAGUUGUGUGAAGGGUCAGAUCUGGUUAGUGGAGGUCAUGGUGGCCGGUUGUGUGAAGGGUCAGGGCCGGUUAGUGGUGGUCAGUUGUGUGAAGGGUCAGAGCCGGUUAGUGGAGGUCAUGGUGGCCAGUUGUGUGAAGGGUCAGAGCCGGUUAGUGGAGGUCAUGGUGGCCGGUUGUGUGAAGGGUCAGAGCCGGUUAGCGGAGGUCAUGGUGGCCAGUUGUGUGACGGUUUCUUUUCUCUUUUUAGAAACCUUAAUGGAUUCCACGACGGCAACAGCAGAGCUGGGCUGGACUGUCCAUCCGUCCUCCGGGUGGGAAGAGGUCAGCGGGUACGACGAGAACAUGAACACCAUCCGGACGUACCAGGUAUGCAACGUCUUUGAGACGAGUCAGAACAAUUGGCUGCGGACCAAGUACAUCCGGCGGAGAGGAGCGCACCGCAUCCAUGUGGAGAUGAAGUUCUCGGUGAGGGACUGUAGCAGCAUCCCCAGCGUGCCCGGCUCCUGCAAGGAAACCUUCAAUCUCUAUUAUUACGAGUCCGACUUUGACUCGGCCACCAAGACGUUUCCCGCCUGGAUGGAGAACCCGUGGUCUAAGGUGGACACCAUCGCCGCCGACGAGAGCUUCUCGCAGGUGGACCUGGGCGGGCGCGUGAUGAAGAUCAACACCGAGGUGCGCAGCUUCGGGCCCGUCUCUAAAAAUGGCUUCUACCUGGCGUUCCAGGACUACGGCGGCUGCAUGUCGCUCAUCGCCGUCCGCGUCUAUUACAGGAAGUGCCCGCGGAUCAUCCAGAACGGGGCCGUGUUCCAGGAGACCUUAUCUGGGGCAGAAAGCACCUCCUUGGUGGCGGCGCGAGGGAUUUGUAUACAGAACGCCGAGGAGGUGGAUGUGCCGAUAAAACUCUACUGUAAUGGAGACGGCGAGUGGCUGGUGCCCAUCGGGCGCUGUAUGUGCAAGGCCGGAUACGAGUCUGUGGAGAACGGGACGGCGUGCCGAGGUUGCUCCUCCGGGAUGUUCAAGCCGAAUCAGGGUGACGAGAGCUGCUUUCACUGCCCUAUAAACAGUCGCACCACCUCCGAGGGGGCCACCAACUGCGUGUGCCGACCCGGGUACUACCGAGCCGACUCGGACCCCCUGGAGAUGCCCUGCACCAGUAAGUUCCUUCCUGUCCUGUGUGGCACAU